GAGUUCAUAUCGACUUAGCUUUCAAAUCAUUAAGAUGUCAACAGACGAACCUUCAGGUUCUGGUAGUACCAAACACGGUGUCAGGUACCUGCAGUACUCCUCUGCAUUUUCUGUUGGCAUUUUGCAAGUGUCCCAAUACGUUAACCUAGUAUGGGGAUCGCCGACUCUGCCACGAUUGCUGGCCCCAGACUCUCCCAUUGGAAAGCCGCUUACUUACGAUGAAGCUUCCUGGGUAAUGUCGAUAAUAUAUCUAGGCGUAGUGCUUGGUGGUCUAUUGCUGCUGCUGUUACUGGACAGGCUGGGACCAAAAAAUAUUCUUUUAAUCGGCGCUGUGCUUACUAUCGUCUCUUGGAUUAUCGUGGGGUUCGCCAAGUCCGUUGCGAUAUUAGUGGUUGGUCGAACUAUUGCGGGCAUUGGAGAUGGAAUUUCUAUUCCUUGCGUAAAUAUUUACAUUUGCGAAAUAGCAAGUAAGGAUAUCCGAGGAAGGUUGGGAGCGAUUCCUGCACUACUUGGUAUAAUUGGAAACACCUUCAUCUUUGGUGCAGGACCGUAUAUAGAAUACACAACCCUCAUAUUAGUGUGUGCUAGUUUUCCAAUUAUUUUUUUGGUAUUAUUUUACUUCAUGCCCAACUCGCCGUAUUUCUUGGUAAAGACGGGAAGAAGAAGAGAAGCCAAGAGAAGCCUAAUAAAAUUACUUGGUGAAAGUACCGACUCAGUAGUAGAAAAAGAAUUGAGAGAGGUGGAGGAAACAGUGAAAAGUGAGACUGGUGGACUAUCUCUCAUCCAAUUACUGUUAUUGCCUAAUUUCCGAAAAUCGCUACUGAUAGUAUUUGUUGCCCAUAAUGUCAUUAAUUUUUGUGGAGUUACGUUUAUAUCUCAAUAUCUUCAAGUUAUUUUGGCGUCCAGUGGGAUUCACAUGUCAAAGGAAUUGACAAGUGUGGUGUAUGGUGUUGUUCAACUUCCUGCGGUUGUACUGGCCGGAAUAGUAAUGGAUAAAUUUGGACGAAAACCGGUAUUCUGCAUUUCUUCCGCGGGAGCAAGCAUCACUUUAAUUCUCCAGGGCAUAUACGUUUACUUUCAAAGAAUAAUCGACUUAAAGAGCGUGUCUUUUAUACCCGUAGUGUGCCUAACUUUGUACAAGUUUUUUAUUUGUUUUGGUAUACUGCAUUUGCCAUACUUUUUCUCUGGCGAAUUAUUUACAACAAACACAAAGAAAGUUGGAAUAUUCAUCGUUUCGACGUAUUCUUCGGUUGUCGUUUUCGGAACGAUAAAACUAUUUGGGAACAACUUCGACGCGUGGGGCUUGCACAACAUUUGUUGGUUUUUUGGCAGUGUAUGUUUCUUAGGGGUAUUGUUUUCUUUGUUUAUAUUGCCGGAAACCAAAGGAAAAUCAUUCGCCGAGAUUCAAAAUCAUUUAGCUACUAAAAAAGGGUACUCCUCCCCUCGGGAGAAUAAGAACACCACUGCAACUAAUGAAACAACUAUGAUGUAAUUACAAAUUAGAAAUGUGCGAACUGGAGCUGUAAAAUCAAAAAUGAAGAAUGAGGAAGAGAAACUGAAUCUUUGUGCUUGCUUUUCACUAAUUAUGUUAAACACUUCUAUCGCAAAUAAAAGGAAACUGUGGUUGGUAGAUACAAUAUAUAUAUAAACUUGUAACAAAUAUAGCAAACGUGCUCCUGGGAGCACUGAACAUUUUAUCAGUUCUUCCUUGGGGGAUGAUAAACAAAGUAUUAAAAACAGAAGUGGAAAAUACGACACCGUUGGGGAGUUAUCUUGUCCAUAGAUGGACGGACGGACGGACAGAAAGUCCAAAAUCUAAUGAAUCGUUGCGUAAUGGGCUACAUUGGGCUUACAUUUGUUUUGUCUAUUGGUCAAAAUGGAAUAUACAUCUAAUGUUAGAACGUGAGUUCCAAGUAAAAUUUGUAAUAAAUAGGUUUCCAGAAUAUUAACAUGUUCGAACAGAUCAAAAUUUAUGGAAGAAUGGACAAUUUGCUAUAUUAGGCAACCAACAUGCUUAAUAAAAUAAUAAUGAAACGGUAGA
This is a messenger RNA of Photinus pyralis (common eastern firefly), 2041 nucleotides long. RefSeq names its product facilitated trehalose transporter Tret1-like. Gene Ontology annotation, biological process: transmembrane transport. Bases 35 to 1492 code for a protein of 485 amino acids. Gene Ontology annotation, molecular function: transmembrane transporter activity. Gene Ontology annotation, cellular component: membrane. The transcript has 6 exons. The record is from RefSeq and is a predicted model, not a curated record. Lineage: Eukaryota; Metazoa; Arthropoda; Insecta; Coleoptera; Lampyridae.